Messenger RNA from Synchytrium microbalum, 846 nucleotides. RefSeq lists its product as uncharacterized. The coding region runs from base 1 to 846 and encodes 281 amino acids. The record is from RefSeq and is a predicted model, not a curated record. The transcript has 6 exons. Lineage: Eukaryota; Fungi; Chytridiomycota; Chytridiomycetes; Synchytriales; Synchytriaceae.
AUGCCUGGCCGAUUAACUGGUAAAGUAGCUGUAAUCACUGGAGCUGGAUCUGGUAUUGGCUAUGAGGUCUCUGUCCUCUUCGCCAAAGAAGGAGCCCAUGUAGUCUGUGCGGAUAUCAACGAAGUCGCUGGUCGUGCAGUCACCGAGAAGAUCAACAAGGAAUACAAGCCUACUUCGGGCAAAAAGCCAGUCGCUGUCUUUUCAAAAUGUGAUGUUGGCAAGGAAGCUGAUGUUAAGGCUACCUGCGCGUUGGCGGAGAAAGAGUUUGGUAAACUGAAUGUCAUAUUCAACAAUGCCGGAAUCAUGCACCCCGACGACGACAAUGCAGAAACCACUCCGGAAGCUAUCUGGGACAAGACGUUUACAAUCAACGUCAAAGGUGUAUGGUGGGGUUGCAAGUAUGCUAUUCCUGCUAUGCGUCGUGCUGGCGGUGGUUCCAUCAUCAAUGUUGCCAGUUUCGUAUCUAUUAUGGGCGCGGCUACACCUCAAUUGGCUUACACUGCUUCAAAGGGUGCUGUACUUGCAAUGACACGUGAACUGGCAGUAAUCCACGCUCGAGAAAACAUUCGUGUGAAUGCAUUAUGUCCUGGUCCACUCAGAACAAACUUGCUGAUGGAUUUCUUAAACACGGAAGAAAAGAAAGAGAGACGUCUUGUUCAUGUGCCUAUGGGUCGAUUUGGCGAAGCUAUUGAACAAGCCUACAGUGUUGUCUUCUUGGCUAGUGACGAAAGCACAUAUACUACAGGGACAGAAUUUAUAGCAGAUGGAGGCAUUUCAGCAGCGUAUGUGACUCCUAUGGGACCUACCACGUCAGUUUCAGUACACAAAAAUGCAUCUGGAGUGUAG